AAACAAUUAGCAGUAAGAAAAACGCAGAUUUAUUUUUAGUUGUCUUAAAUACUCUUUUGGACUAGUGCGAGAGAAAUCAAGCAGAGCUGCAGAGGGCUAGCAGAAGAAAUACAAAAAAAACAAUGCAUUACUGGGUUCGAGCUUCCUCCUCCGACUUCGGUGGAACUCCUCCUCAACCUCGCAGUGGUCACACUGCAGUCAAUAUUGGGAAAUCAAAGGUUGUUGUGUUCGGUGGCCUCCUCGAUAAGAAGUUUCUCAGCGAUAUCGUCGUCUAUGAUACAGAUAACAAAUUAUGGUUUCAGCCAGAGUGCUCUGGAUGUGGCUCUGAUGGACAAGUAGGUCCAAGUCCGCGUGCAUUUCACAUUGCUGUUGCAAUUGACUGUAAUAUGUUCAUUUUUGGGGGCCGUUCUGGUAGCAAAAGGUUGGGCGACUUUUGGGUCUUAGAUACUGAUAUAUGGCAAUGGUCAGAGUUGACCAGUUUUGGUGACUUACCUUCGCCACGGGACUUUGCAGCAGCUUCAGCUAUUGGAAACCGGAAAAUCGUUAUGUAUGGUGGUUGGGAUGGAAAGAAGUGGUUGUCCGAUGUAUACGUCAUGGACACAAUGUCACUUGAAUGGACAGAGCUGUCAGUUACUGGAUCAAUACCUCCGCCUAGAUGUGGCCAUACAGUUACCAUGGUUGAGAAACGAUUGCUGGUAUAUGGUGGCAGAGGAGGUGGAGGUCCAAUCAUGGGUGAUUUAUGGGCUUUGAAGGGUCUUAUUGAAGAAGAAAAUGAAAUGCCUGCAUGGACCCAAUUGAAGCUUCCUGGUCAAGCUCCUCCUCCAUGUUGCGGCCAUACAAUCACAUCCGGAGGGUUACAUCUAUUGUUAUUUGGAGGCCAUGGGACUGGUGGCUGGUUGAGUCGUUAUGACAUUUAUUACAAUGACUGCAUUGUUUUAGACAGGGUAUCUGCACAGUGGAAGCGCUUGCCUACUAGCACUGAAUUGCCUCCUGCUCGAGCAUACCAUUCUCUGAAUUGUAUAGGUUCUCGUUAUCUACUAUUUGGGGGCUUUGAUGGAAAGACAACAUUUGGUGACUUGUGGUGGUUGGUUCCUGAAGAUGAUCCAAUUGCAAAGAGACCGACCACAUUAUCACCAGUCAGUCCUCCUCAAAAUAAGGAUAUGGCAUCAGAAAAUGAUUAUUUCCAAUCUGGGGUCAAGGAAGGCCAAAGAGAAAAAUCUACUGUCUCAGAUUUACAGAAAAGAUUAGGGAUUUCAGUUUCGCUUGCUGAUAAAAGGAUCCCAAUCGUAGAUGAAUCAGAAGAUAAAGAAUUUAUGGAACUAGCAUCCAGUUUGGUUGGAGAAACAGUUUCUAGUAAUGGACAGCUUUCGCACAAUCAGGCAACUCUGUUGCUACGCGACCAUUGGAGAAAAUCUACACCAAGUUCUUUACCACUUAAAGAGCUUGGGCCCCUGCUUCGAGACUACCAGCGCUUGAUUGCUCAUCGGCAUUUGGAAAAUGGUGCAUCUCAGAAGCAGUUCAUCGAGUCUGGUUUUGCUGCAAAGGAGGCUUAUCGGUUUUAUCAUAUUAAAAAUGUUCAUCAGUUGCGUUUGGAUGAUAUCCCGCAUCUGCUGGCAGAAUACAAACGGCUCCUACCAGAAUAAAAGGAAAGGAUGGAUGAUGUCAAACUAAUCAGAAGAUCUUGUAGUUCUGUAUGUUGAAAUCAUAGUCCUGUAUGUUGAAAUCAUACUCAUAUAUCAACUGUCUUGAGUUAUGGCGUUGUCCUUAUUUUUGGUUGUCCUGGUUGCCUCAUUAUGCAUUCUGCGGGCUCAUUUGGGUGUAUCAUGGCAUGGCAUUUCCGAAUUGCAGAGGACCUCUGUUUUCUGUUUUCUGUCUUCAUUCAGUCAGUCUCAGAAUUGGAAAUUAUUUUGAAUUA
Molecule: messenger RNA, 1915 nt
Organism: Ziziphus jujuba (common jujube)
Lineage: Eukaryota; Viridiplantae; Streptophyta; Magnoliopsida; Rosales; Rhamnaceae
Product: protein GLUTELIN PRECURSOR ACCUMULATION 3
Exons: 16
Coding region: 123-1643 (506 amino acids)
Molecular function (GO): protein binding
Source: RefSeq, a predicted model, not a curated record